Drosophila rhopaloa is the source of this 4377-nucleotide messenger RNA. It is a transcript of the gene Mondo, whose product is annotated as protein WBSCR14 homolog. The record is from RefSeq and is a predicted model, not a curated record. Gene Ontology annotation, cellular component: nucleus. Bases 712 to 4149 code for a protein of 1145 amino acids. Gene Ontology annotation, molecular function: protein dimerization activity; DNA-binding transcription factor activity, RNA polymerase II-specific; RNA polymerase II cis-regulatory region sequence-specific DNA binding. The transcript is spliced from 11 exons. Gene Ontology annotation, biological process: regulation of transcription by RNA polymerase II. Lineage: Eukaryota; Metazoa; Arthropoda; Insecta; Diptera; Drosophilidae.
UAAGCAGCGAGAGCGAGAAAGAGAAAGAGAGAGGGAAGCGCGUCAGCUGUUCAAUGUUUUGGCGCACAGGUUUUGCCGUACUCGCAGCUUCGUUCUUCGAUCAGUUCCGUUUGUGGACUGGAAACCGCUCGUUCUGCGCUGCCUUCUGCAAGUUCCAUUAUUCGCCCUCCGAUCCGCGUGCGUUUUUCGAUCUAGUAGUUACGUUUCCACUACUGACGUCUCGCUCUGACGUACAUACCCCCCGCCGCCACCCACUUUUGCGCGCGUGUGUGUACGCGAUUAUUGUUAUUAUUGUGCUUUGUGACGCAUAUAACGGCAAAAGCGGGGCGUGUUUGCCAUUAGAGAAGCUCCAAUCCGCUCCGGAAAAAAGCGCCAAUCGGACAGGUGUCGAUGAAGUAAACAAAUCAAAGAUUUUCUGUACAAGUAGAGCUUUAGUUAGCAAUUUAAUUAAGAUACCAGAUCUCUGAAGUUAUUAUUAAACGUGCUAAACACACGAAAUACCAAUCUCAAUCUCAUUUGAACCGCGAUACCGUUUACAGAGCGAUGGAAAAUCCCCAACUAUUCGAAAAAAGGGCCAGCAUUUAAUUACCACAGUUUCGCCAGAGACAUUCAAAAUCCAUUAAAUGUGCCCCGUGUCGGCUUCGAAAUAAAUGUGUCCAGCUCAAAAGUGAAAUAUUAGCAUAGACAUCUACACGGCGGCACCUGGUGAAAAUGAUGCUGAAUAAAUACGAGGGAUACCAACGCACAAGCCAAAUGUUUCCCCACCACCAGCAGCAUCAGCUGAACCAACUGCCCCAAUUGCAGCAGCAGCAGCAGCAAUUGCAGCCGCAGCAUCAGCUGCCCCAGAGCUUCCCGCAUAUGCAAUAUGGAUCGGUAGGCGGAUCAGCCGAAUCCACGGCCGAUCUCCUCAAGGCGGAGCGGGAAUCCAUACACUCCGGCCAGUUCAUGGUCUCGCACUUCGAGGCCGAGGAGGCGCAGGACGACCUCGAGGACGAUGGCGAGGUGAAGAUGCUCGAUCCCGAGGACCCCGGUCUGGGAAAGCCGGGCGAGCCGGCCAACACAUGUCGCGAUGUGCAGCUGUAUGUGCCCCAGACGGUGGCCAACUUCAGUCCCAUGGACCAGGAGGGAGACGAGAACAGCAUGAGCAUGGUGACCUCCCAUUUGGAGAUAGAGACAUCCCUCACCAAACUCUUCAAGUGCAUGAAUCUGGCCUACAGUCAAAAACUCACCUCGCCCAAAUGGAAUCAUUUCAAAGGAGUUCGUCUACGUUGGAAGGACAAAAUUCGACUCAACAAUGUCAUCUGGCGUUGUUGGCACAUGCAAUUCAUUCAAAAGCGCAGAACCCCGGUGUGUCAAUUCGCAUCGCCGCUGGACGUUGACAUACAUAGUAAUCCUCAAACUGUUGUUCUUGAAGGCAAGUACUGGAAACGUCAUUCAGCAGUAAUCAAAGCUGAGUACAGAAAAUGGCGCAGAAACUAUAGAUCAAAGGCUACGGGCUGCUUAACAUACGAUUCGAAAAGCGAGUUGGACUUCUUGGAAUGGUCGCCGCUUAACGAUAGGGACUUGAUGCCAGCUGAUUGGACAACGGACACCUUGUUCUCGGCCAUAAAUGUUCCAUUUCCUUUUCCUGAUUCCCGGGAAAUUGCACGCGGCGCUGGUAUCGCGGACUUCAUACAGCCCAGUCUGGGACCUCUGCAACCGAAUUUAGAUGACAUCGACCUGAGCUUCUCAGACCUAAUUCAAACCUCACGCUUGCCACCCGUCCCAGAAGAGGGAACAGAUGCAGAUAUGCUCAAGAACGACGAAUACUGCCUGACGGCGAUUGUGGGCGCUCCCCACACACUCUACUGCAACGACAGCAUAAUGGAUGUGGUCAACAGCAGUAACAGUGGGGCCGGAAAUGUGGAUGCCAGUAUGCUGGAGCUCAACACGCCCAUCAACAACAUGUCGUACGGCGAGGUGGAGCAGCGUUUCUCCGUGGCGCGACAGGUGCAGCAGUCCGCAAACGAUUCUCAGCUUCUCGGUGACCCGAACUCAAUGUCCGGCCGGAUACAUGGAGGCAAGCACUUUGGGUCUGUCGGCGGCGCCAGCGACAACAGCAGCAAUAGGUGCGUGAUAAACGGCCGCGUGGCCAAGAGCACCCAGCGUCCAUUCCGCCGGGAGCCGCAUAACUACGACAAGGCUCAGCCCACGCUGCAUCAGACGAACCUCUACCAGCAGAUGUUGGCCGAACAGCAAAAGAACCAGCAGCAACAUGUCGUCGGCGGCGUUGUCUUGCCGGGCGCUUUUCAGUCAGCGCAGCAGCAACAGCAGCAGCAGCAACAGCUUACGCAACAGCAACACUUUCCAACACAACAGACAAAUGCCUUCAAUAACCAGAGUUUCAUGAGCAGCUACACGGACAACUAUCAGCAGCAACAGCAUCAGCAACAACUCAACGUCAAAGUGGAGCCUUCGCAUGCCGAUGUCUUGUCAUUACUAAACGAUAGUGCAUACAACUCUAUUGCCUACAAGCCCUAUCCGCAGUUUAAGAAGUCUGCCUCGACGGGAACCUUUCUCAAUGUGCCCCGGCUGCCGCAGCAGCAGCAGCAACAGCAACAGAGUUACCUGCAGCCGGAGCCAUUGCAAAUGCAGCAGUCGCUGCCCUUGGGGCUGAGUACUCAGCAACUUUUGCAGCUUUCCCGCCAGCAGCAGGCUACCAACACACAACAACAGCAGCAGCAGCAGCAGCACCAAUCAACGGUGGUCAGUUUGCUGCAACAGCAACACCAGCAGCAAAGCCAUCAGCAGCAGCAGCAAUUGCCGACUGCUGUUAGCACAGCCACUUGGGUGUCGCCGAAUACCGUUUUGCCAAAAGAAAUCCAUCGCUCCAACAGCUUGCCCCUGAACGUAUCGCUGAAUAAGCUGCCCGAUGGUCGGCAACACGUCCAUGAACAACCCUUCGCAGUGCCCAAGUACCAUGUGAAGGGCAAGUCGCGGGUUCGCAGCAAUUCGAUGCACCAGCAGCACACGUCGGUGGUGGCCGCAGCAGGAGCGGGAGCGGGAAACUCUCCGUUAAGCGCACACAGUUGCAGCAACCUGCUGGUCACUCAGCAAAUGCAGCAGGCCACCAGCGAUCCCAUGCUGAAUAGCACACUGGCACAGUUGCUCACUUCGAAUUCACGUCUGCAAUCAGCCGUGGCGAACAGUAUGCCAGGAAAUUCAUCUUCCGCCAGUGCCAUAGUCACCACCAGCAACAGCAGCAACGUUUCUCCGGCUCUAUAUGCUAACGUCACAACGCCGCUGUCGGUGCCGGUGCCAACGCAGCAACACUCACCAAAGAAGUCCGCCUCAUUGCCCAUGGCCAUCAAUCCGGCACUGCACAGCCCCCCCGGCGGGAGUAAAAUGCACAGCUUUGGACCCAAUACGGCUAACCUGGGCAGCAGCAGCCUGAGUUUGUCACCGGACUCGCCUUUCCACGAGUCGCAGGACUCCCCACUGUCGCCCACGGCCAGCCUCAAAUACCAGCCGAGGGACACACAGCGGCGGGCUGGUCACAUACAUGCCGAGCAGAAGCGGCGAUACAACAUUAAGAACGGGUUCGACACCCUGCACGCGCUUAUCCCACAGCUUCAGCAGAACCCCAAUGCCAAGUUGAGCAAGGCAGCUAUGCUGCAGAAGGGAGCGGACCACAUAAAGCAACUGCGACAGGAGCGCAACGUGUUAAAGGAUAAGAUAGAGGCGCUGCGAAUGGAGCGGGACGAGCUAAACAACUCGCUAACGCACCUUCACUCCAUUCUGCCUGCAAAUGGGGCGCCAGUAACGAGGCAGGGAACAGAGCACGUUCGGCAGCUGUACGAGAUUUUUGUGCGGUACAACACGAUGAACGACUGGAAGUUUUGGAUUUUGGGUCUCAUUCUCGAGCCUCUGCUUGCCUCUUACACGUCAACAGUCUCGAGCGCCAGUCUUGACGAGCUGCGUCGAACCGCCUUCCUUUGGGUGGAUCAGCACUGUUCUCUUAUUGAUCUGCGUCCUGCUGUUACGAAUAAAUUAAAGUACCUAUCUAUGCACACGGAUAUCGUGUCAGAGCCACCCAGCACAUUGCAAGAGGAGGUGGCCAAGGCCCUUCAGAACUCAAGUGGCCAGCAUCCCAACCUACAUGGCCCCUAACCGUUGAUGCUGUUGCCCGUGAUAUGAAUUUAUUUAAUUCAAUCUUUAUUUUAACAAUUAACUUCAACAAAUUGUGCAGCACUAAUUGUACAAAAUGCAAAUAAGGCAGAUUUUUAUACUAUAGAUUGGCAGCCCGCAAAUGGAUAGAUACGCAGAGCAGCAAUUAGUGCCUACAAUCUUUGACUUAAGCGUAAAAUAAACUAACGAUUUUACAAGUUUUUGACAUGA